AAAAACUGUGUGAGCUUCUUCGCAAGCAGAGGUCGGCUGCGGAUCUGAUCAAUGCCAAUGGGCUGCUGGUCCGUUCCUACAGUGUUGUGAUCUGUACUCCUCAUACUGGUCAUAAUCUCCUCCUGCCCCAGCCUUCAGGUGGUGGCAGGGCAUCUGCUUUGCUGCACACCUUGUAUUGUGUGGCGCCAUGCUCCGGGUGCGGCUUCCCCUUGCGUGGUCGCAGGGCGUGCCCCGCGGCGCUGCCUGGUCCGCUGUUUGGGAGCGCUGGGAUGCUGCGCUGGGGGCGGGCCCUGCUCUUGCGGCGGAGGGGGCCGGUGUUGCGCCCGGCAUGCUGGGGGCAGCGCCGGCGGCGGGGCAGCGCUGGGCGGCGCGCCUCAUGUCCACCUUUGUGCGCAGCAAGCCCCACCUGAACAUCGGGACCAUCGGGCAUGUGGACCACGGCAAGACCACGCUCACGGCCGCCAUCACCAAGGUGUUGUCGGAGCAAGGGCAGGCUAAGGCGGUGGCGUUCAACGAGAUUGACAAGGCCCCUGAGGAGAAGGCGCGCGGUAUCACCAUUGCCACGGCCCACGUGGAGUAUGAGACGGACAAGCGGCACUACGCCCACGUGGACUGCCCUGGUCAUGCCGACUACGUCAAGAACAUGAUUACGGGCGCAGCGCAGAUGGAUGGGGGCAUCCUGGUGGUGUCGGCCCCCGAUGGGCCCAUGCCCCAGACGCGCGAACAUAUCCUGCUCGCUCGCCAGGUGGGCGUGCCGUCGCUGGUGUGCUUCCUGAACAAGGUGGAUGCCGUGGACGACGAGGAGCUGCUGGAGCUCGUCGAGAUGGAGCUGCGAGAGCUGCUGACGUUCUACAAGUUCCCGGGUGACGACAUCCCGAUUGUGCGCGGCAGUGCGCUGGCGGCGCUGGAGGGGCGCGACCCCGAGAUUGGGCGCGACGCAAUCUUGAAGCUGAUGGCGGCGGUGGACGCGUACAUCCCGGAGCCGGUGCGUCAGUUGGACAAGCCGUUUAGCAUGCCCAUCGAGGACGUCUUCUCCAUCCAGGGCCGCGGCACCGUCGUCACGGGGCGGGUGGAGCAGGGCGUGGUGCGCACGGGCGAGGACGUGGAGAUCGUGGGGAUCAAGGAGAAGCCGCUGCGCACGACGAUCACGGGCGUGGAGAUGUUCAAGAAGACGCUGGACCAGGGCCAGGCGGGCGACAACGUGGGGCUGCUCAUGCGCGGCCUCAAGCGCGAGGACGUGCAGCGCGGGCAGGUCGUGUGCAAGCCGGGCAGCGUGAAGACCGCGCGCCGCUUCGAGGCCGAGAUCUACAUCCUCACCAAGGAGGAGGGCGGCCGCCACACCGCCUUCUUCAAAAACUACCGCCCCCAGUUCUAUCUGCGCACCGCUGACAUCACGGGGUCCAUCACGCUGCCGGAGGGGGUGGAGAUGGUGAUGCCCGGCGACAACAUCCGCGCCACGCUCGACCUGCUCACGCCCAUUGCCCUCGACCCAGGGUUGCGGUUUGCGCUUCGAGAAGGCGGUAGAACUGUUGGAGCGGGGGUCGUUUCCAAGGUCCUGAGCUGAUUGGCACAUUGCAUAUAUGCUUACUUUUGAAUCGAGAUCAUGGACAACGCCAUGUGGCACAACGAAUCUACGUGAUUUGGCAGCUUGGCAGAUUCAUCAUUGCAAGCAUUAGUAUUGGAACUUCGGAUGCCCACUGCAUGAUGCCGUGUCACUCUACGAACCAUUACGAAGGUGAUUCGGCCUGGCCCGACCCAUCCAAUCGCUCAUGAUUUCAAUCUUGAAAUCGUGUCUACUCUGACAUGUAACGAUUACG
Molecule: messenger RNA, 1817 nt
Organism: Klebsormidium nitens
Lineage: Eukaryota; Viridiplantae; Streptophyta; Klebsormidiophyceae; Klebsormidiales; Klebsormidiaceae
Source: the annotation of a GenBank genome assembly